AUGAAAUACAUCUUCUUUACCCUUAUAAUCUCGGGCCUAGUGCUUAGCUUAGCUUGGAUGCCGGUCAUUGAAGCCGAUUGUUCGAUAGGUGAAGGAAAACGCGAUUGCCAUUCAGGAUUUUCUUGUCAAUCUAAUGCCGACUGCGUAUUCAAAUCUUGUGAAAAUUUCGUCUGCGUGCACAAUUUGUCUAAUGGCUGCAAAGUGGGAGGCAAGAAUCAAAAUUGUAAACUGGGUGAUCCUUGUGCGUCUAGUGAUGACUGCCAAACACCUGGUUGUGAAGCCGAUGAUAGUGGAAAUAGUUUUUGCGUCUGA
Messenger RNA from Ambispora leptoticha, 312 nucleotides. NCBI's taxonomy places the organism in Eukaryota, Fungi, Glomeromycota, Glomeromycetes, Archaeosporales, Ambisporaceae. The record is from the annotation of a GenBank genome assembly.